Molecule: messenger RNA, 702 nt
Organism: Lycium ferocissimum
Lineage: Eukaryota; Viridiplantae; Streptophyta; Magnoliopsida; Solanales; Solanaceae
Exons: 5
Coding region: 108-551 (147 amino acids)
Biological process (GO): intracellular protein transport; intra-Golgi vesicle-mediated transport; retrograde vesicle-mediated transport, Golgi to endoplasmic reticulum
Cellular component (GO): COPI vesicle coat
Source: RefSeq, a predicted model, not a curated record
AAAAAGUUAAACAACAAUACCAAGGGCUUCACAUUCUUUUUACUUGAUUAUCUCGCUAAUGAUUCUCUAGAGACGAUAAAACGUGAGUGAUUAUUUCAAGAAAAACCAUGUUGCUUGCUGUAUUGAUUGCCAAUUCCGAGGGCAAUAUACUUGUAGAACGUUUCAAUGGAGUUCCAACAGAGGAAAGUCUACAAUGGCGAUCUUUCUUAGUUAGGUUGGGAGCAGAAAAUCUCAGAGGAGUAAAAAAUGAGGAGCUCCUUGUAGCUUGUCACAAAUCAGUUUAUGUGGUAUACACAAUAUUAGGAGGUGUCAGCAUUUAUGUGGUCGGCAAAGAAGAGUACGAUGAACUUGUUUUAACAGAAGUGAUAUAUGCUAUUACUUCAGUUGUGAGGGAUGCCUGUGGAAAGCCUCCAAGCGAACGUCUUUUCCUAGACAAGUAUGGAAAAAUUUGCUUGUGUUUAGAUGAAAUUGUUUCGAAGGGAUUGCUUGAAAAUACAGAGAAAGACAGAAUCAAAAGACUUGUGAGAUUAAAACCACCAUCAGAAUUUUGAGGGACUAGUACCCUAGCAUGCAUGAUUUGAUUAUCACAUUUACUAUUUGCAUAAGGCAACACUUGAAAUUUUAGUUAUUCAGUUUUUAGAUUGAAUUUUGUCUAUUACAUGUUUUAAGCAUCAGUUCGUUUUGAAAUCUUGUAUUUUUUGG